Sabethes cyaneus is the source of this 2092-nucleotide messenger RNA. RefSeq names its product protein nessun dorma-like. Lineage: Eukaryota; Metazoa; Arthropoda; Insecta; Diptera; Culicidae. Bases 1 to 1989 code for a protein of 662 amino acids. The transcript has 3 exons. The record is from RefSeq and is a predicted model, not a curated record. Gene Ontology annotation, biological process: spermatogenesis; male meiosis cytokinesis.
AUGCCAGAGGUGUACUUGUUCGAAAAAUCGCUUCUCGCACGAAUGCAAGAAACAGCGGAUGUUUUUGGUGCUGGCCAAACUACGGUAAGCGCUUCCGGUAUAAAAAAUGAAUGGGGCAACUAUGCCGCAACAGUCGUAGCACCGUUCGGAUGGCAAGCAGUCUGGCGGAUUCCCCGAGACCUCUGUGAACAAAUGUCGAUUUCGUAUCCAGCCCUCGUGAAGGGAACUGUGACAUGCGUGGAUUGGGACGCGUUAACGGCGAUGUUUUGUAUCGACAAAACUCAGAACAAAAAUGUACUUCUAGUCGAGGAGCAGAACCCAUCCCUAGUAGAUUUGUGGCCGCUAAAGCAAAACGAGGAUCCAGACGCGUUUCUUACUGCAAAUUGCCUGGAUAAAAUGCGGUUCUUUUAUCAGCACCUAUGGAUGCCAUGGGACAACGACGAUGACUGUGAUGAUUGGGUUGAAAAGCAUCUGGAGAGCAGAAUAAGAUUUUACGACGAUUUGAAAAUGAACGCUAUGUCCAAACGUUUGCAUUCACAUAUUUUAGCUUUGUUAGACGAAGCAAAGUACCUCCAGAGCAAGCUAGAGCGGCUGGAGAGUGAUCCCGAAUGCCUAGCAAAAGUUGAGGUGUUGGAAGAGGAUAAUCCUGGUGUAUCGCUUCCAUCGAUAGUGGCCGUUAGGAUGGAGAUUUAUAGGCGAAUAUGUUCGAUAAAAGAUGACAUAGACGUUCUGGAAAUACCGGUAUUGCGCCCCCUUUACGAGAGGAAAUCUUUUCCCAAAAAAACGGGUGCGGCAGGGAAAGUAAUAAACAACGCGAAGAUGCUGAAGGUUGUUACGCGAGAAGGAACAGUGAAAGAGCAAAUGGAAUAUUUUGAAGCACUAAAGGAGCUGGUCAAUCAGAUGCCCGUUCAAGGUUACGAUUCACUCCAGACGGCACUGGAAAGUUGUAAAUCAUCAGGUCAAAUCGUGUUACCAACAGGUCAACAUCCAAUCAAUUUUUUGGAUUAUCUCGAUCAGGGAUCGCUCGUGGCGUUCAGUUCGAUUCGGUUUGUCGAAAACGACCUAAACCAAUUACCGGAGUUGGAAAAAUAUAUAUCUACAGUGAGCUCGAGACACGACGAUAGUAUAUUAAUAAGAAUUGAUGGGGACUACUGUUUUGAGAAUAUUUUACUAAACUGUGCUAAUGUAGCGGUGGGAGUAAUGAUUAGGGGGGGUAACGUUACAUUUAAGAAUUGCUGUAUAAUCGGUGAUAGCCAAUCGAGUACAAAGCGAGGAAUUGUAAUUUUCGCUGGAUGCAACGUACGGUUUGAGAGUUGUGUAAUCAAGGAUUUCCCGGUUGGAAUUUGUUGUAGUCCAAACUGCACAAUUAACCUGUUUGAUAGUAUCGUUUGCAACUGUCACAAUGGCAUUGAGGCCUUGGAAGAUUGCAAAAUCAAUUUUCAUCAAUCCGGGAUAUUUAAUUGUUUCUAUUAUGGCAUUACUUUGAAAACUACAGAUUAUCGUUGCUUUCACAAAAACGAAGUUCUCCGCAGUUGCAACGAUUACUCUGGUCUUGAAAGACCAGAAUUCGAUUUCGAAGGAUCCUGCAGGUUCGAGAAUAACAAAAAAGCUAAUUUCGUCGUUAGCAAGGUUGACGAAUUGAACACUUUCGGCGAAUACCUGUCCGAUAUAAGUUGCGAAGGUUUUUUGUUCACGACGAAACACAACGAGGAGGCAGAUAGUUCCUCGCAAGAAACUCCGAAAAAGAGUGAAGAAUCAGAUCAUGAACAGAUUGGAAAAACGGAAUGUGAUGAAGCUCAUUCAAGCAGGACAGCUCAGCGUACCGAACCGCAGCAGAAUGAGGAGUCGGCUUGUGAACAGAAUAAGAAGAUGGAAAGUUCUGAAGUGAACUAUGUUUAUCCGAGUAACAUCGAGAUCGAUCGUGCCUUGCGAGAAAUGAUUAACGAUCGGGAACAGAGGAAAACGUUGCCUGGCUGCAACCCUCAAUAAUGUCUCUUGGAGCGAUCUUUGCGAUGAAACUAACCAGCUUUAGCAUGCCAUAUGAUGACUGGACUUCACUGUCAAGUUUGUCUUUGUUCAAAAUGUUUCAGAA